AUGGCUAAUCUUGUGAGGACCUUGCGCAGCCCCUUUCUACAACAAUGCCGUCGUCUAUUCUAUAGCACCGCUGGUAGCGCCAAUUCCGACUUGCGGGGGCACAUUCUUUAUGAUAUCAAGGCCUCCAUGAAGAACCGCGACACAGUCGCCUCCACCACCUUACGGUCAGUCCUAUCGGAGAUAAAUUCUGCAGAGAAAUCGUCAAAGGAUGGGAAUUUGUCCUCGUCGGCCAUGACUAUGAUCAUUCGUAAAGCUGUGCAGCGACGGGUUGAAGCAGCUUCUGCCUUCCAUGAUGGAAAACGACCAGACCUCGCAGCCAAAGAGGAGAAGGAAGUAGAACUCUUAUCUAAAUUUCUGCCCCCUCUUCUGUCUGUUGAGGACAUUGACAUGUACCUGAAGGCCGCCAUGCAAGGGCUACCAGCAGGAAGCGACCCCAAAAGAUCACUAGGGCUUGCCCUCAAAGAGUUCUAUUCCAACGUAGACAAGUCAUCCGUGGAGGUCCACAUUGUCAAGGAGAGAGCACAGAUUCUUCUCCAGUUGAAUGCAUCAUAG
This is a messenger RNA of Cyclocybe aegerita, 552 nucleotides long. The record is from the annotation of a GenBank genome assembly. Lineage: Eukaryota; Fungi; Basidiomycota; Agaricomycetes; Agaricales; Hemipholiotaceae.